Molecule: messenger RNA, 2284 nt
Organism: Rattus norvegicus (Norway rat)
Lineage: Eukaryota; Metazoa; Chordata; Mammalia; Rodentia; Muridae
Gene: Cfap52
Product: cilia and flagella associated protein 52
Biological process (GO): flagellated sperm motility
Cellular component (GO): axoneme
Source: RefSeq, a predicted model, not a curated record
UGCACAGCGUAUUUUGAUUAUGUUCACCUUGGUAUUGCAAUUAUUAUUAUAGAAUUAUUAAUUCAGAUGAACUCAACAUACAGUGGUGAAGCACCAGCCAUAUAUUUAGUGCUGCAUUAACUACCAACUUAAACUUGCACUCAUUUAGACUCACAUCUCUUUCCUUGGAGACAGGAAUCUCCAAAUUAAAAUAUCCCUCAUUGAGUGGUGCAUGUCUGCGAUCCCAGCACUUGGGAAGCAAAGGCAAGCAUUUUAAGGCCAGCCUUAGUUACACAGUCCAUUUUGAGGCCAGCCUUAGUUACACAGUCCAUUUUGAGGCCAGCCUGGGCUACAUGAGAUCCUGCUUCUGAAAGAAAAAAAAAUAUCACCCUUUUAAAUGUUUCUACACAAAUGAACUCCUCAUUUCUCCCAACUGAGACUCGGUGUCCCGAGCAAGCAUCUUCCACUUGCCCUCUCCCACCCAAGCCUCUGGUACAUUCCAUUUAGAUUCCACAAGAGUGAGAUCAGGCAGUAUUUGUCUUUCUGUGACUGGUUUACUCCAGCUAGCAUGGUGUUCUCCAGAUGUCCACCUUUCUUAAGGACGAACAGUUUUCCUUGGUAUAUAUGCACACUCGUCAUCCGCUCGUCUAUUGAUGGACACUCAUGGGACAAUCAGAGUGUGGGAACUGGAUCUCCCAAAUAGAAAAAUCUGGCCAACCGAGUGCCAAACAGGACAGAUGAAAAGAAUAGUCAUGAGUUCUGGAAUGGCCGACGAUGACAGCUUUUUCUACCUCGGCACCACAACCGGGGAUAUUCUCAAAAUUAACCCCAAGACCAAACUGCUGGCAGACACUGGGCCCAUGAAGGACAAAUUCAGCUUGGGAGUGUCGGCUCUCAGGUGCCUGAAGAUGGGUGGUUUGUUGGUCGGCUCUGGAGCUGGCUUGUUGAUCUUCUGUAAAAGCCCCAGUUACAAACCUAUCAAGAAACUCCAGCUGCAAGGUGGCAUCACUUCUAUCACGCUCCGAGGAGAAGGACACCAGUUUUUUGUAGGAACAGAAGAAUCACACAUCUACCGAGUUAACUUCACCGAUUUCAAAGAGACUCUCAUUGCAACUUGUCACUUUGAAGCCGUCCAGGACAUCGUCUUUCCAUUCGGCACUGCUGAGCUGUUUGCCACCUGUGCCAAGAAAGACAUCAGGGUGUGGCACACAAUGUCCAAACGGGAGCUGCUUCGGAUCACUGUGCCCAACAUGACCUGCCAUGGCAUCGACUUCAUGAGAGAUGGCAAGAGCAUCAUCUCAGCAUGGGAUGAUGGAAAAAUCAGAGCCUUUGCUCCAGAGUCAGGUCGUCUGAUGUACACCAUUAACAGUGCUCACAGGAUCGGGGUGACGGCCAUUGCUACCACCAGUGACUGUAAAAGGAUCAUCAGCGGUGGAGGAGAAGGGGAGGUGAGGGUGUGGCAGAUAGGCUGCCAGACUCAGAAGUUGGAGGAGGCUCUGAAGGAGCACAAGUCUUCCGUGUCCUGUAUCAGGGUGAAGAAGAACAAUGAGGAGUGCGUCACUGCCAGCACCGACGGGACAUGCAUCAUUUGGGACCUUGUGCGACUCAGAAGGAAUCAGAUGAUCCUGGCCAACACCCUUUUCCAGUGUGUUUGUUACCACCCGGAAGAAUUCCAGAUCAUCACCAGCGGCACAGACCGGAAGAUUGCUUACUGGGAAGUAUUUGAUGGGUCAGUAAUCAGAGAGUUGGAAGGUUCCUUGUCUGGGUCCGUCAACGGCAUGGAUAUCACUCAGGAAGGAGAACACUUUGUUACAGGUGGACACGACCAUUUGAUCAAAGUCUGGGACUACAACGAGGGCGAGGUGACUCAUGUUGGGGUGGGACACAGUGGCAACAUCAUGGGCAUCCGGAUAAGUCCAGGAAACCAGUAUAUCGUCAGUGUGAGCGCAGACGGAGCCAUCUUGAGGUGGAAAUACCCAUUUGCUUCAUGAAGCGCUCUGGAUCUCCCCAGCUUCCACCCUAUAUUGAACACAGUCCCGCCCAGGACCAAGUUUGGAUAACUCCAGAACCGGUUUUGAUUUCUCACACCUAGUUUUGUUCUAUAGUCAAAAUACUUUAUCUUGAAGUUACUUCUUUCCUUUAUACAAUAUGUCUUACUAUCUUAAAUUGUAUGUUGAAAUUGAAAUAUGCUAAAGAAAAACUUUAUUCAGUAUACAUAUAUACACACAUGUACACAUAUAUGUAUAUGUGUGUAUAUAUAUGAGUUCUUUCAUAUUUUAAUAAAUUUGAAGGUGCUAUACUCUGA